Hyalella azteca is the source of this 1807-nucleotide messenger RNA. Its product is annotated as UDP-glycosyltransferase UGT5. Gene Ontology annotation, molecular function: UDP-glycosyltransferase activity. The record is from RefSeq and is a predicted model, not a curated record. Lineage: Eukaryota; Metazoa; Arthropoda; Malacostraca; Amphipoda; Hyalellidae. The transcript has 9 exons. The coding region runs from base 72 to 1640 and encodes 522 amino acids.
GGAGACUUCGCCGCCGACACAUAGACAGUUUCCAAGUCGAAGUUCACUCACUCCCCGGCUAGCUCCACAGAAUGCAGUCGGCGGCGCUGCUGCUCCUGCUGGCGGCGUCACCGUGCGUGGGCGGACGCAACGACCUCUACUACAACAGCUCCCUGCCGGCGCCCCAGCAGCACUUCAAGUUCCUCUUCCUCCUGCCGACGCUGGAACACAGCCACACGUGGGCGGUGGCGCCCCUGGCAGUGGCGCUGGCACGCAGGGGACACGAGGUCUCCAUGUUGUGCGAGGAUCCAAACAUCUUCGAUUUCCCCAACGUUACUUGCAUCUACCACAACGUUAAGCUGCAGGAACUAAAGCCCCUGAAGUAUGGUGAAGAAAGUAACUUCAUCACAGAAACUUUGGAGGCGCUCAACAUGCUCGACAAAAUUGCAGACCAGAUGUUCUCUUCGAAAUCACUGCAGGAACUCUACAGAAGGCGAAAAGAAUUCGAUUUGAUCGUAAUUGAGGAUUUCGCAAUGAUAGUGUUGCAUCCUUUCCUCAAAGAGAUGCCGUACGCGCUGUACUCCACGAUCUCGCUCAGCCAGUACCAGAGCGCCCAGCUCGGCAAUGUCCUGAACCCAACCUACGUGGUGGAGGGAUGGUCCUUCAACUUCCCUGACUUCUACUCCUUAUUCAAUCGCUUCAAAAACAUAAUUUGGAAUACACUGAUGUACCUUCAUUUCAGCUUACGGCUUUAUUGCGCCAGUAAAACGGUCGAGGCACACAUCUCCGAUUCAAUCCCCUUGGCUGAAAUAGAACGCAACGCGAGCGUUCACUUCAUCAAUACUAUCUUGGCGCUCGACGGUCCCAUGCCGCUUCUGCCCAACCAGAUCCCCAUAGGCGGCAUUGUGCUUCGCCCACACUCGGAAUUACCCGAGGAAGUGGCCAACUUCCUCGCAGGAGAAGAGCCUGUAGUGUAUGUCAGCUUUGGGAUCUCAACUCUGACAGAUGGCAACAUCUCUCCCAAAAAUAAGAAAAUCUUGUUCUCUGUCUUCUCUGACCUGCCCUACAAAGUAAUCGUGAAGAUUGCAAAGCAGAAGUCAAGGAAGAUCGAUAACGUUCUUUAUGUAGACUCGGUUCCUCAACAGACCAUUUUAGCUCACCCUCGCGUGAAGGCCUACGUAAGUCACUGCGGGCUUGGAGGCACCGUAGAAGCUAUUCACAACGGAGUGCCGAUGGUAGGUCUGCCCGGACUGCUGGACCAAGUCAGAACAGCGCGUCUGCUGGAGAACCACGGCGUUGCAAUUCUGCUCUCGUGGGAUACAUUGACUGAACACAAACUUAAAAGCUCCAUUUUGGAAGUCAUCCAUAAUCCAAGUUACCGGCGCAAGAUGGAGGCGAUGUCUCGUGUGUUCAGAGACCAGUUGGUCUCGCCGCUGGACACGGCGGUCUACUGGACCGAGUACACGGCGAGACACAAGGGGGCGCCGCACCUCCAGUCCCCCGCCAAGAACAUGUCUUAUGUUCAGUUGUUUGCCCUGGACGUGUUGGCUCUCAUUUUGCUUGGAGCGUUCAUCGUGUAUUUCGUUGUAAAGAAAACUUUCGCUGCGCUCUUCCAAUACACGAGCAAAAAUCAAUUAAUUGUUAAGCAGAAGCGACUUUAGUUUAAGUAUUUUUCGAUAAUAAAACAUUUUGCUUGGAGCGUUCAUUGUGUAUUUCGUUGUAAAGAAAACUUUCGUUGCGCUCUUCCAAUACACGAACAAAAUUCAAUUAAUUGUUAAGCAGAAACGACUUUAGUUUAAGAAUGUUCGAUAAUAAAGCAUUUAAUCUG